This is a messenger RNA of Solanum pennellii, 1728 nucleotides long. RefSeq lists its product as uncharacterized. The transcript has 6 exons. NCBI's taxonomy places the organism in Eukaryota, Viridiplantae, Streptophyta, Magnoliopsida, Solanales, Solanaceae. The record is from RefSeq and is a predicted model, not a curated record. Bases 1 to 1728 code for a protein of 575 amino acids.
AUGGUUCGAGGAGGGCAUUCUGGUCAGUCAGGGUCCUCUCAUCAGAGUGGGUCUCGUAGGGGCUGUUUUGAGUGUGGUGAUAUAGGACACUUUGUGAGAGACUACCCUAGGACCAGACGUGGUGGCUUACAUCAGGGUUCUCAGGCUUCGACUUCCAGGGAUGCACAACCUCCAGCUAGGGGUGGUGCACAGAAUGGUAGAGGUGGUCCUCAUUCAGGUAGAUGUGGUUCUCCUUCUGGUCGAGGUAGUGGUCAUGAAGGUUCACAAUCUGAUGGAGGUCGUUCUCACUAUUAUGCUUUUCCAGGUAGGCCAGAGUCUAAGGCUUCAGAUGCUGUUAUCACAGAUAUAUUAUGUGAGUUUCUUGAUUUGUCGAUACGUGUUUCUACUCCUGUCGGGGAUUCUGUAGUUGUAGAUUGGAUGUAUCGAUUAUGUACAGUUACGUUGAUGGGGUAUGACACUCACGCAGAUUUAAAGGUCUUAGAUAUGAUAGAUUUUUAUGUGAUUCUCGGUGUGGAUUGGUUAUCUUCUUACCAUGCAAUUUUAAAUUGUCAUGCCAAGACAAUCACUUUAGCUAUGCCUGGAAUUCCUUUAGUAGAAUGGAGAGGUUCUCUUAGUCACCCUUCUAAGGGUGUGAUAUCAUUUCUUAAGGCUUGUCAGUUGGUACAGAGAGGAUGUUUGGCUUACUUGGCCCACAUUCGAGAUACUAGUACUGAGACUCCUAUGCUUGAGUCUAUUCCAGUAGUGAGUGAAUUUUCAAAAGUAUUUCCAAUCGAUUUGGCAGGUCUUCCACCAGAUCGUGAUAUUAAUUUUUGUAUUGAUCUGGAGCCAGGCACUCGGCCUAUUUCCAUUCCUCCUUAUCUUUUCUCCAAGAUUGAUUUGAGAUCUGCUAUCAUCAGCAGAAGGUUAGGGCGGAGGAUAUCCCUAAGACAGGUUUUUCGAACACGUUAUGGCCAUUACGAGUUUUUGGUGAUGUAUUUUGGAUUGACUAAUGCCCCUGCAGUUUUUAUGGACUUGAUGAAUGGAGUUUUCAGUCCGUAUUUGGAUUCCUUUGUUAUUGUCUUCAUAGAUGAUAUAUUGAUAUACUCACGCACUAAGGAGGAACAUGAACAUCAUUUGAGGAUCGUGCUUGGGAUUCUAAAGGAGAAGAAGCUUUAUGCAAAGUUUUCAAAGUGUGAGUUCUGGCUUAGUUCGGUAUCAUUCUUAGGACAUGUAGUGUCCAAGGAGGGUAUCAUGGUAGAUCCUAAGAAGAUUGAGGCAAUUAGAGGUUGGGUCAGACCUACAUUAGUUACUGAGAUUCGGAGUUUCUUAGGCCUUGCAGGUUAUUAUCGACGAUUCGUUGAGGGUUUCUCAUCCAUUGCAUCUCGAUUAACUACAUUGACACAGAAGGAGGUGACUUUUCAGUGGUCUGAGGAGUGUGAGAUUGGUAUUGGUUGUGUAUUAAUGCAGAAGGGAAAAGUUAUAGUUUAUGCUUCGAGACAGUUGAAGGUGUUCACAGAUCAUCGUCGCCUCCAAUAUAUAUUCAAUCAGAGAGAUCUGAAUUUGAGGCAGCGGAGAUGGUUGGAAUUGCUCAAGGACUACGACAUGACUAUUCUUUAUCAUCCAGGCAAGGAAAAUGUUGCAGCAGAUGCCUUGAGUCGAAAUGCGAUUCGGGCUCAACAGUUUGAUGAUGGUAAUUUACGUAAGAUUAGAGACAAGGUGUUAAAAGGAGAAGCCAAGGAUGCAUCUUGA